CCUGGAGCUCAGGCACUCCCACUAGCGGUCCAGUCCGCGAGUUCUCUUUCCUGAUCUCCUUCACCAGUCGAGUGUCGGCCGAACUCAGGAUUGCACAUCUCUAGACGACCCCCGGCUGCCCAGACGUCCAAAGCCCCUGGAGACAGCAGCAGAGGCGCGGCGCGGAACCUGCGGCUGGAGGGACUUGGGGAAGAGGAGAGGGUCCGCGCGCCGGAGGCGGGAGGGGGCUAGAGUGAGGGAUUCGAGGGAAGCUGCAGCCCCGCCCCCCGCCUCCUCCUCUCCUCGGGUUCAGACCCGGAGGAGCCGGGGAGCAUGGACCAGACAUCGCAGCGCUGGCACCAUGACGCUCACCCGCUUCGUGGUGGCUCUGAUUUUAGGGGCGAUUCCCGAAGUGGUCAGCCUUGAUCCGGUCCUCAGUUACCCCCUCCGCCACCGCCACCGCCUUUCGUACCUUCCGGGUUCCGCGUACUCUUACCUUGCCACCCAGCAGCAGCCGCUGAGGACGCCUCCGCAGCCUCCUCUCCCCGGCGUCCGGCGUCUCCCACCAGCGCUCCAUGCCCAGCGCCUGCACGCCCUCCACGCGGGGCACACGCCUGGGCCGCACCCCAGGGGCUGCUCUGCGGCAGAACCGUGGGUCAAUGUGACGGACUUCGGCGCCCCUUGUCUGCGCUGGGCAGAAGUGCCCCCCUUCCUGGAGCGGUCACCGCCGGCGGGAUGGGCUCAGUUGCGAGGUCAGCGCCACAACUUUUGCCAGAGUCCAGACGGCGCGGGCAGACCCUGGUGCUUCUACGCAGUCGCCCGCAGCAAAGUGGACUGGGGCUACUGCGACUGCCGACACAGUCCAACUUUCCCGGUGGUCCGCCUUGCUGGUGGAAGCAGUACGUCUGAAGGCCGAGUGGAACUCUUCCAUGCUGGUCAGUGGGGAACUGUUUGUGACGACCAAUGGGAUGAUGCAGAUGCAGAAGUGAUCUGCAGGCAGCUUGGCCUGAGUGGCAUUGCCAAAGCAUGGAACCAAGCAUAUUUUGGAGAAGGAACUGGCCCAGUAAUGUUGGAUGAAGUACGCUGUACCGGAAAUGAGCUUUCUAUUGAGCAGUGUCCAAAGAGUUCCUGGGGAGAACAUAAUUGUGGUCAUAAGGAAGAUGCUGGUGUGUCCUGUACCCCUUUAACAGAUGGGAUAAUCAGACUUGCAGGUGGAAAAGACAGCCAUGAGGGUCGCCUGGAAGUGUAUUACAAGGGACAGUGGGGCACCGUCUGUGAUGACGGCUGGACUGAACUGAAUACAUACGUUGUUUGCCGACUGCUGGGAUUUAAGUACGGAAAGCAAGUCUCUGCAAUCGAUUUUGAAGAAAGCACAGGGCCCAUCUGGUUGGAUGACAUCAGCUGCUCUGGAAAGGAAACUAGUUUCCUUCAGUGUUCCGGGCGACCGUGGGGAAGGCACGACUGCAGCCAUCGGGAAGACGUCGGAGUCGCCUGCUACCCUGGCAGAAAUGGACACAGAUUCUCUGUGGGUUUUCCCAUCAGACUAAUGGAUGGAGAAAAUAAGAAAGAAGGACGAGUGGAAGUUUUUAUCAAUGGCCAGUGGGGAACGAUUUGUGAUGAUGGAUGGACUGAUAAGGAUGCAGCUGUGAUCUGUAGACAGCUUGGCUACAAGGGUCCUGCCAGAGCAAGAACCAUGGCAUAUUUUGGGGAAGGACAAGGACCCAUCCACGUGGAUAACGUGAAGUGCACAGGAAACGAGCGGUCCCUAGCUGACUGUAUUAAACAAGAUAUUGGAAGACACAACUGCCACCACAGUGAAGAUGCAGGGGUUAUUUGUGAUUAUUUUGGCAAGAAAGCAUCAGGUAACAGUUAUAAAGGCUCCCUUUCAUCUGUCUGUGGUUUGAGAUUACUGCAUCGGCGGCAGAAGCGUAUCAUUGGUGGCAAAAAUUCUUUAAGGGGUGGUUGGCCUUGGCAAGUUUCCCUCCGGCUGAAAUCAUCCCAUGGAGACAGUAGGCUCCUUUGUGGGGCCACACUCCUGAGUAGCUGCUGGGUCCUUACAGCGGCACACUGUUUCAAGAGGUAUGGUAAUAGCACUAAGAACUAUGCUGUUCGAGUUGGGGAUUAUCAUACUUUGGUGCCCGAGGAGUUUGAAGAAGAAAUUGGAGUCCAACAGAUCGUGAUUCACCGGGAGUACCGACCAGACAGCAGUGACUAUGACAUUGCCCUGGUUAGAUUACAAGGACCAGAAGAGCAAUGUGCCAGAUUCAGCAGCCAUGUUUUGCCGGCCUGUUUACUACCACUCCGGAGAGAGAGACCACAGAAAACAACCCCCAAUUGUUACGUAACAGGAUGGGGAGACACAGGACGAGCCUAUUCAAGAACUCUACAACAAGCAAACAUCCCCUUGCUUCCCAAGAGGUUCUGUGAAGAACGUUACAAAGGUCGGUUUACAGGGAGGAUGCUCUGUGCUGGAAACCUCCACGAAAGUACACGUGUGGACAGUUGCCAAGGAGACAGUGGAGGACCACUCAUGUGUGAAAGGACUGGAGAGAGCUGGGUUGUGUAUGGGGUAACCUCCUGGGGUUAUGGCUGUGGAGACAAGGAUUCUCCUGGUGUCUAUACCAAAGUCUCAGCCUUUGUACCUUGGAUAAAAAGUGUCAUCAAACUGUAAUUCUUCAUGGAUACUGCAAGAGAAAACAGUGCAUAAGAAUCUGAUGGAAACUGUUCAACCUUCACUAUAGUGCUUAGCCAGAGAUGACAACUAAUGGGGUCUGAGACCUGUGUUUGUUUUGUGUUGUUUGUGGUAAAAGUGGUUUAAUAUUACUGGCAAAGAAGUCAUGUUAUAUACCCCUUUCUGCUUUUGAACUUAUGAUGUGAACAUUUCUGGUUACUCAAGAAUACUGAUUAUCCUUAAUUCACAUUUUUGCCUACCCCAAUUAGUUUUGCUGGCUAGAUUCUCUUCUCAUUUGAGCCUUAUUUCUAAAUUUUGUAAUACUGAUUUUGCUAUAAGGCUCUUUGGCAUAUGAACUCAUAUUUUUUCAGUGUCCACAUUUGACGUGAUGAAAAAAAGUACCCUUUACUACACUCAAAGAGUGCCAUUAUUUUCUAUUUAUGUAAAAGGGUGACAAGGAAUCACACAUAACAUCUCUACAGCCUUUGUCAAGUGAGGAAGCCAGUGGCCCAAAAGGUAAAGGAAUUCCAUUAUAAACUCAGAUUGGAAUAACAGGAUCAAGCCCAUAAGGCCAUUUUGCCCAUCACAUCACAUUCCUGAAUGGUCUGUUAGAAGUCAAGCAUCCAUGAUUGUAUGGAGCACGAGGGAAACCAUAAGAGAAAAGUACAUGUAGCUAUUUUAUUACAAGCUAGCAAAAUUUUAAGGGAUGCAUUUCUUAUAGCCUAAUAAUACUUUCAAGUAGCUGUUAGAAGUACAAACUAAUUUCUUAUCCACCAAAUUUAUAAUUCAACAUUACGAAUAAUUAAAAUGGCAAUCUCAGCUUUUGUAUUUUGCCUUAAGAUAGUAUUCAAUACCACAUGCUUAAAAGUCAUUUAUCCCUCCAGUAACAUCUUAUUUCUGUAGUUUCUUAAAAAUCCAAUUUGCAACAAGUUAAUUAUAAUUAAUUGGCCAGCACAAGGGAAACUAUUAUAAAUUUUUUUCCAAAGAAAGCUUUUUUGAUGGCAACAGUUUAAAAUCACCCUUGUUAAAAUCACAUUAGCAUCACUGGUUUUAGAAGUCUUAAACUAGCUAUCAAAACCACAUAAAUUCACAGGGAGGAUAUGAAUUAUAUUUACAGCUGAUUCCAAGAUGACUUACCAACCACCUCAAAUUUGUAAUUUAGCAAACAGAAUGUUAACUUCCUUAGUGUUAUACCCCAGGUUUUCUGAACCAUGACACGAGUGCCAUCUAAUGUAAUCUACUGGUAAUUGACCAAUACCUGUGUCUCAGCAGUAUUGAUACAAUUCAACCUAAUACCAUUAAAAAUGUUUUCCCCUCUUCAAACUGGGAAAAAAUUAUGAAAAUAACUCGUUUCAAUUUAAUGCAUUUAUCAGCUAUCACACUUGGAAGUGCUGCAUACGUGACUUAUACAACUCACUGACAACUUACAAAAUACAGCCAUGACAUCCAAUAUAAACUCCGUUUAAAAAUCGGUAAAUAAGCUUAGAACCCAAGGUUAAUACUGUUAGGGAAAAGCUCCAAGACAAAGCUCUUAACCACACCAUGAUCUUGCUUGAGGCUCAUUGCUGACAAUGUUUUCUAAAGAGGAAGGUUACCGAUCAUUACACAUCCUUACCAGACACUCCUAGCAGUAAUGCCCUUUCAGGGUACUUGACUAACCUUUCCUGAAUGAUGGCUAAUGUCUUGGGACCUUCCCCAAAUCUCAGACAGCAAAGUCACCACCCAGGGGGUUUUAUCCUGUUCAAAAUCCAAGUUUUCCCUUUUAUGUCAUACUUUUCCUUCUUUCAAUGUGAACUGGUGCUAAUCUAUAAGUGCUGGAUAGUUGACUGCAUUGCAAUACCAUGUAUCAGGUAGAACAGCUGAGGCUUUCUAAGAGCCCAUAAAUUUUGACAAAGGGAAAACGGUGAUACAGGCGAGAAAGUGCAUUUUUUAUUGAGACAGCCUCCAGUACUGUGCUGGUGCAAUUUAAACCAGGGGCCGGCACACUAUAAGGAUAGUAAAACAUUUCUGAAAGCAGCCCUUAACAACAUGUAAACAAAUGGGCAUGGUUCCAAUAAAACCUUUGAAAACAGGUGGACUGCAGUUGGCUGAACCUUAACUGGAACAGUGAUGAAAUAUGGCUUUAUUAUAGCCAAUUUUGUUGUAACUUUUAAGUAACUUUAAUGCAAAUUUGUGUAAAUAAAACUUUUCCACCAUGCAUAGUUGCCUUAUUUUUCCUGUAGUAUAUAAGUAGUCUGUUCAUAUUUUAAUUUCCCACCUUAUCCUAUUAAUCCAAAGUGGUUACCCAGAUUAAUAAAGCAUUUUA
This is a messenger RNA of Choloepus didactylus (southern two-toed sloth), 4955 nucleotides long. It is a transcript of the gene PRSS12, whose product is annotated as serine protease 12. Gene Ontology annotation, cellular component: synaptic cleft; terminal bouton; membrane. NCBI's taxonomy places the organism in Eukaryota, Metazoa, Chordata, Mammalia, Pilosa, Megalonychidae. The record is from RefSeq and is a predicted model, not a curated record. Gene Ontology annotation, molecular function: serine-type endopeptidase activity. Gene Ontology annotation, biological process: proteolysis.